This is a messenger RNA of Ahaetulla prasina, 4817 nucleotides long. RefSeq lists its product as uncharacterized. NCBI's taxonomy places the organism in Eukaryota, Metazoa, Chordata, Lepidosauria, Squamata, Colubridae. The transcript is spliced from 3 exons. The record is from RefSeq and is a predicted model, not a curated record. Gene Ontology annotation, biological process: virion assembly; DNA integration. Gene Ontology annotation, molecular function: RNA-DNA hybrid ribonuclease activity; zinc ion binding; nucleic acid binding.
GGAACCCCAAAAGGCAAGUAUCUGGGGUUACUGGUGUAUUUAUCCGUGCUCAGAAGGUAGAGCGGACAGAGAGGCCUGAUCUCCCUCUCUUUCCAGGGUAAUACGUAGUGGUAGAAAAAGGUGGGUGGCUUGUCUUUAGGUGUGUGUGUUUGUGUGUGUGCGUGUCAUCCGCAGUUCCCACAGGAGACCGUGAUCGUCCGGGUCCUUGGGUCGGAUGAGUUUGUGUGGACAGGACAUCCUUGUGUUUUUCUGAGAGAAAAGGACCCCUUACCUUUCUCUCAUCCCUUUCCCCUUGUUAUUCUGUCUGGGACCCUGGGUGGAUCAUGGGAGGUGGAGAAAGUGUUCCCUUGACACCUUUACAAUGUAUGCUCAAGAAUUUUAAGGCAGGUUAUAUGACUCAGGACUAUGGCAUUGAGUGGAGUAGGCGCGAGUUGAGGCGUUUUUGUGAGGCAGAAUGGCCGACUUUUGACCUCGGCUGGCCUGACAAGGGCACUUUAGAUGUUAAUAUUGCCCUUAAGGUCCACCAAUUGGUGUUUCAUCCAACUGAGGGCCAUCCAGACCAGGCUCCUUAUAUUGAUGUCUGGUACAAUCUUCUGAGGAGACCCCCCCCUUGGCUUUUGAAAUGCAAAAAUCAACAAUGCCUUCUGAUGGUGUCCCGGAAUCUGCCUGAAAAAGAGACUAAGAGACGAUUGCCAACUCCCCCAAUCCUUGCAAGCGCCCCUGAAGAACUUCCACAUCCGCCACCAUAUAUGCCUCCUCAUAGUUUGGAUACUUUUCCAAGAAGGCGUUUGAAGUCUUCACCCUCAAGUCACCUGUCCUAUGGCAGAAGGGAAGUUACUGGAUCUGUUGUGACUGUCCGGUCCCUGACAUCUAGUGGCCAUGGAGCAGAGAGACGGAUGUUAUGUUCCCCUGUGAGUUCCUUUAAAGGAUCCCAAGACUUGACCCUAACACAUGACCCAGAUAUGCCUCCACUUGAGGGAUCAGAAGAAGGGGAAGAAAAGGGGGCUGAGGCGGCAGUGGCUUCCCCAGAGAGAGAAGAUUCUCCGGUGGCUGCACGAACUAGGUCCAGGACUGACCCGCCGUCGCCCUCUGUCUUCACGGCUCCUUUGAGACAAGUGGAUCAGUUAUUAGUGGAUAGGGACGAUCCCAAUAAGGUGGCAACUACUCCUCUCUUCCAGCAUGUUCCAUUUUCGACUUCAGAUUUGUUGAAUUGGAAAUUCCACUAUGGUCCUUAUAGUGACAAACCCAAUGAAGUGGCGGAUCUUGUCAAAACAAUCAUUGACACUCACAAUCCAUCCUGGAUGGAUUUGCAACAACUUAUGGGGACUUUGUUUAAUCCUGAGGAAAGAGAAAAGAUCCGAGUUGCUGCCACCCAGAUUUUAAAGCCGGAUGUGCCAGUUCCGUAUAAUCUCAUGGACUGGGUUGAGCGAAGGUUCCCGUCUGCCGACCCUAAGUGGGACCCGAUGACAACCGUCACAUGGCUGAAUUACAAGAAUAUCAGAGACUAUUUGUUCAGGCAGUAAGGCGGGAGGAAACCGGCUACAAAUAUGUCAAAACCUUCCUUGGUUAUACAGGAGCCCAAUGAGAGUCCUGAAGCCUUUUACUCUCGUUUGAUUGAUUCUUACCGUAUGUAUACCCCCAUUGAUCCAAUUCUGCCAGAAAAUGCCAGAAUGUUAGCAAUGGCCUUUAUUUCACAAAGCGCCCCAGAUAUUAGGAAAAAACUCCAGAAACUCGAAGGGGCAUUGGGCAAGCCACUGAGUGAAUUGAUGGAGGUCGCUAGAAAGGUUUUUGUUAAUCGGGAAGUUCGUGAAGAACAAAAGAAGGACCAGAGGAUGCAAAAGAAGGCUGAAUUGUUGGCGGCUGCCAUGAUGAGUGGACCCAGAGAUGGCAGAGGUCUCCGGGGCCGAGGGACGGGAAGGACUUUGGGGCCUAAUCAAUGUGGCAUAUGUAAACAGGAAGGCCAUUGGAAAGGUGAAUGUCCCAAUAAGGAAGAUUUUGCCCGUCCUACUAGUCGCCCCUGGAGUCCGCCUACUGGAUUGCGAGGUGUUCGAAGAGGUCCUCAAAGGGGUCGAGGUCGCCGUGGCCUAUUCCCGAGAUCUCCCCUCCUCGGGGGCCACACCAUUAGUCAUCAAUUUGUUUAUAUGCCAGACUGCCCUAUGCCUCUUUUGGGUCGUGACUUGCUUUGUAAAUUGCGGGCGCAAAUCUCCUUUUCAGAAGAUGGCUCAAUGCAUUUGAAGUAUGGCAAAGUUAAUCUGGAUAUUCCCCGGGAGGAAGUGUGGAGAUUGAUGGUGGCCGUGGACGCCCCGCAGGGUGGGAAGUGGAUGGACUUUGCUGUUCCCCACCUGUGGGCGGAAGAUAAUCCUCCAGGUUUUGCUGGCCACCAUCCUCCUAUUGUGAUUGAGGAAAUUCCCCGAAGGAAUCCAGUCCGAAUUCGUCAAAGAGCCUAUCCCAGACACAUUGUCGCGUCCAUUCAGAAAGUUAUUGAGACUUACCUUACUUACGGCAUUCUGAUACCAAUAGACUCGCCAUGGAACACUCCCAUUUUACCAAUCCCAAAAGGAGAUGGCCACUUUAGGAUGGCGCAGGAUUUGAGGCGCGUGAAUGACGCAACUGUUACCAUCCACGCGACCGUGCCCAACCCAUAUGUUCUUUUGGGACUAAUACCCCCUACUGCUUCUUGGUUUUCGGUCAUCGAUUUAAAAGACGCUUUCUUCACAAUACCUAUUCACCACCACUCUCAGCACUUGUUUGCCUUUGAAUGGGAAAGCCCUAUAACCGGACGGAAACAACAAUAUACCUGGACUCGUUUACCACAGGGGUUUAAGAAUUCUCCCACACUGUUUGGGGCUGCACUUGCUCGGGAUUUGGAGGCUUUGGAGAUCCCUCCUCCUGAUGUUGUCUUACAAUAUGUUGAUGAUCUCCUUGUGACUGGGACUUCUGAAGACGUUUGCUGGGAGAACACUUCCCUUUUACUACAUCUUUUACAGGACUUGGGUUACAAGGCCUCCAAGAAGAAGGCCCAGUUGGUUUUACCCAAGGUCCGGUAUUUGGGUUAUGAUAUUCAGCAGGGCAGCCGCACCUUGGCCCAUGAGCGAAAGGAAGCUAUUUGUCAAUUGCCAGUUCCUAAGAAUCACAAGGAGCUGCGGGGUUUUUUGGGGGCAGCCGGUUUCUGUCGAAUCUGGAUUCCCAAUUUCGCCAUUCUGGCCAAACCAUUAUAUGAAGCCACCAAAGGGGCGGAUAAGGAACCAUUGAAGUGGGAGAAAGGGGAACAACAAAGUUUCACCAAUUUGAAGCUCGCUUUAACUCAAGCACCUACUCUCGCUUUGCCUGACUUGGAGAAACCUUUUCAACUUUUUGUCGACACGAAACAAAACAUGGCAGUUGGUGUGCUCACGCAGAGGAUGGGGACAUGGUUUCGCCCCGUCGCGUACCUGUCUAAGCAGUUGGACAAUGUUGCGAAAGGAUGGCCCACCUGUUUGAAGGCAGUUGCGGGGGCAGCCCUUCUCACGCACGAGGCCAAUAAGUUGACCUUUGGCCAUGACUUGGAAAUUCAUACUCCACAUACUUUACGUGCUGUGUUGGACAAUAAGGGACACCUUUGGCUUACUAACCCCCGAAUGUUAAAAUAUCAAGCUAUGCUUACUCAUAACCCUUCAAUUCGCCUGGCGUCCCAUGAUUGCCUGCAGACGAUUGAGGAGACUUUCUCGAGUCGCCCGGACUUGAAAGAUGUGCCCCUUGUUAAUCCGGACUACACGCUUUACACUGAUGGUUCAAGUUUUCUUCAUGAUGGUGUUCGGAAGGCUGGAUAUGCCGUCGUGACACUGGAGGAUGUUUGGGAGGCUCAACCACUGCCCCCUGGCACUAGUGCCCAAUUGGCUGAACUACACGCCUUAACGAGGGCCCUUGAAAUGUCCUAUGAUUUGCGGGUCAACAUCUAUACGGACUCUAAGUAUGCUUUUCUAACUGUCCAAGUUCAUGGGGCCCUUUAUAAAGAGCGGGGAAUGUUAACAGCAGGUGGCAAGGAUAUAAAAUAUGGAUCUCACAUUCUGCGGCUCCUAGACAGUGUAUGGGCUCCCCGAGAAGUUGCAAUAAUGCAUUGUAGAGGUCAUCAGAAAGGGGUUUCUGAUAUUGAUCGUGGUAAUAAUAAGGCUGAUCGCACUGCCCGCUCUGUUGCUCUUGCAUUUUUGCUAUCUCAGACUCUUUGUCCCUUGUGGACGCCUCCGUCCACGACAUCCCCGUCGUAUACUCCAGUGGAAGUGACUCAGGCUAAAUCGUUAGAGGCCUCCUUGGUUGACGGUUGGUUUAUCCUGCCGGAUGAUCGUGUUUUUGUUCCCCAACAGUUGGCGUGGGACGUUGCUUCUUCCUUGCAUCAACAACUACAUUUGGGGAAGUCUGCCUUAGCACAAGCCUUGCUCCGAGAGGUGUAUAUUGAUAAGGUCCACAGUUUGGCAACUAAUGUGGUUCUUCGGUGUUCUACUUGUGCUGCCAACAAUCCUCGGCAGGGACCCUCUUUGCCCCAGGGCCACCAACCUAAGGGCUGUUAUCCCUUUGAGUCCCUCAUGAUCGAUUUUACAGACAUGCCACGAUCAGGGCCUUAUACUGCUAUGUUAGUUAUUGUUUGUACCUAUACCGGCUGGCCUGAGGCUAUUCCCACUAGAACGAAAAAGGCGGCUGAGGUUACGAAGGCCUUACUUCAAGUUGUAAUUCCACGUUAUGGCCUUCCAACACGCAUCUCAUCUGAUAAUGGCCCUGAAUUUAUUCACCAGGCAACUCAGAAGAUUUCGUAUGUUAGGUAUCAACUGGAGAUUGCACUGUAG